AUGGCUUAUCAGAAGCGCCCUACAUCCAGCUACCAGCCGUGUGACACGUUUUUCGUCGAGUCGUACGAUAACGCCCCCGCGCCCCGCAUGGACCCCAAGGAACAUGCCAAGUUCAUUGCCCGGGAGCGUCAGUACGCCAUCGCGGAUGAGCUGUCCCGGAUCACUAGCGAUGAGUUCCGUGAGGACAUUGUGUCUCACAUGCUGGACAUGGAUGCGGCAACCCUCCCCGAUGUCGAGUCGAUUGAUAUCCAGACCGAGAUCCAGUGGUUCAUGCGUCCCUACCUCCUUGACUUCCUCAUCGAAGCCCACACCGCGUUCCAGCUGCUGCCGUCGACCCUGUUCUUGACGAUCAACCUGCUCGACCGGUAUUGCUCCAAGCGGGUCGUCUACAAGAGACACUACCAGCUGGUGGGCUGUGCGGCACUCCUGAUUGCAGCCAAGUAUGGAGACAAAAAGGACCGUGUGCCCACGAUCAAGGAGCUGAAGUCCAUGUGCUGCUCGCUCUACGAUGACGACAUGUUCAUCCAGAUGGAAUGGCACGUUCUGCAGACCUUGGGGUGGACCAUCGGACACCCAACCGUGGAUAGCUUCCUGCAGGUCGCCGUCCUGGAUACUGCGUACGAUCCCGAGGUAGAGCACAUGGCUCUGUACAUUGCAGAGAUCGCCCUGUUCCACCGGGAAUUCGUCUCGAAGCCAUCCUCCGACCUCGCUCGGGCCUCGCUGGCUCUGUCGCGGUGCAUCCUUGACCGACCCCAGCCCCGGCACACGGAGUGGGCCUCGCAGUACGAUUCGAUGACGCUGGUGGGACUGUCCCAGCAGCUGCACCAGCCGUCUCAGGUCCUCUCCCGCAAGUACUCGUCCACCCACUACUCCCGGGUGUCUCGCAUUCUGGAGCAGUUCCUUGCCCGCCAGGCGUCCAUCGCCACCUACGCUCCGCCCAGCCCGCCGUCAGAUAUGGUCACCGUGGAGUCCAAGCCUUACGAGGGCGAGAUUGGACUGGCGACGCCGCAGAAGGCGCCGCACCCGUCGAACAUGCCGCACGGCUACAUCACCCCGCCGAUCACACCGGAGAACGACGUGUUUGUCACUGGCGGUAACUCCUACAUCAAAGUGGCCGGGACCAGUGCCUGCUCGCCUUCGCCGACGCCCCCACCCAAUGUGCAGUAUGUGAGCGGCCACGCGUACCCGCAGGAGACCGCAUACUCGCAACAAUACCUCCAGCCUCAGAUGUCCUUCAACGCAGGCUACUGA
Molecule: messenger RNA, 1251 nt
Organism: Aspergillus campestris IBT 28561
Lineage: Eukaryota; Fungi; Ascomycota; Eurotiomycetes; Eurotiales; Aspergillaceae
Product: G1/S-specific cyclin
Exons: 2
Coding region: 1-1251 (416 amino acids)
Biological process (GO): regulation of cyclin-dependent protein serine/threonine kinase activity; mitotic cell cycle phase transition
Cellular component (GO): cyclin-dependent protein kinase holoenzyme complex; centrosome; cytoplasm
Molecular function (GO): cyclin-dependent protein serine/threonine kinase regulator activity
Source: RefSeq, a predicted model, not a curated record